AUGUUGCACGCUUACCUAAAUCUAUAUGGACUAACGCUGACUUAUAAUAGAUCAUUCCACCUCCUCACGUUUCUGGUUUUUGGGACAUAUUCCUACAUUUUCAACUUUGACCACGCGUUAAAGAAUGAUAAAAGAUUUCGCAAAUACCAAAUCAGGCAGGAGAUCAAAGACUCAACACUUGCUAUUGUUGCAAUGGACAUUACUAACGUCCCUGUCGCAAUGCUACAACUGAAUGGCUGUUCAUUUCUCUAUGACUCAAUGGUAGAUGGGCCUGGGUUGUGGUAUGAAAUGCUGCAAUAUCCAUUGGCAAUACUGUUUAUGGAUACUGGAAUAUACUGGCUACACUGGAUGUAUGAUGGUCAGAAAUCGAAACUUCGAUAUGCAGACAAUUAA
This is a messenger RNA of Penicillium soppii, 393 nucleotides long. RefSeq names its product C-5 sterol desaturase. Bases 1 to 393 code for a protein of 130 amino acids. The record is from RefSeq and is a predicted model, not a curated record. The transcript has 2 exons. NCBI's taxonomy places the organism in Eukaryota, Fungi, Ascomycota, Eurotiomycetes, Eurotiales, Aspergillaceae.